Molecule: messenger RNA, 1269 nt
Organism: Wyeomyia smithii (pitcher-plant mosquito)
Lineage: Eukaryota; Metazoa; Arthropoda; Insecta; Diptera; Culicidae
Exons: 2
Coding region: 112-1002 (296 amino acids)
Biological process (GO): regulation of transcription by RNA polymerase II
Cellular component (GO): chromosome
Molecular function (GO): chromatin insulator sequence binding
Source: RefSeq, a predicted model, not a curated record
ACAACCCUACUGCGUUGGUGACAGAACUAUUGUUGAUUUUUUUUUCCAGUGGAUGUGCGAGAGCAGUCAUCUCAACGAAAAGUUAAAUUUUAUUUUAAAGUUAACGCUAUCAUGGAACCAGGAAAAACAUACAUUAUCGAAAAUCAACCGAUAGUGAUAGAUCCUCAUACUCAGACCCAAAGUCGAGUAGUGCUUCAUUGCUCAGAAACAUCUAAAGUUGAUCCUAGCUGGGUUGAUUUAGGACUCGGUUACCAAAUUCGGCUGGAGAAAAAAUCACCAGAAAAGCUGCAACCUGAAGAACCGGAAAAGGUAGACACGGUGGAACCCUUGCUAUAUUUCGUAGAAAUUCGUGAUCUCGAUGAACCAACUUGCAUCAGUCUCAAAAUAAAACUACAACCAGAUGCACCUAACAAAAAUCAACUGGAAACGAUAGAUGAUUUUAUACAUAAGUGUAACUUUUGUGUCAGUCGAUUCUCUGUGAUGGGACAGCUGAGAAAUCAUUUACCUCGGCACGCUAAGACAGAUUGCAGUCAUUGCAAAGCGAAAUUUUUCAACGACUACGAACGGGAUUGGCAUCUGCGCCGGGACCAUCGAGAGGAUCCCAAUUUCGAAAAGAAAGUAGGCGUACACUACUUUUGCCGAUGCUGCCAUUUGAGUUUUCCUAUAAAAGAUGAAAUAUUCACACACUUGCGGAAGUGCCAUCAAGUAUAUGUCGAAAGAGAGCUGGAGAAAAUACAAAGUCUUUCGACUCCACAUUACUCCACAGUGGCUGUUCGUGACAGAGACGCUGAUGCGAUUCGUUGCGUAUAUUGUGACCAAAGUUUUAAAACCUCAGACUCAUUGACCGAACAUUUCCGAAGCAAACACAUGAACAGCAUUUGCGAAUGUAAUUACUGUUCGGAAACCUUCAGCAGGCCGAGUAUUUUACGAAAGCACCAAAAAGACGUACACGGGGUAAUAUCGAACCACAGGACUCCCACUCGCAGCAAACCACCAUAUUGAAGCUCACCCCCAACUGUGAUGUAAAUAUUUUAAAUUGACUAAUAUGGGAUGAGACUCAUAAAAGGAAUUAAAAGGCGUGAUUAUUGUUCGAUGACAUUUCGACGGUCGGAUAACUUGGAUGUUGGUCCUCCGGAAGUAUCGCCUGUAUUUAAAUUGCGUGUUGACGUAAAUUUGGAAUCGCGUAUCGGUCUUCGGAAAUACUUGACUAUAAUUGUAAUAUUUCGAAAUUUUAGAUUUGUUGUCCUAUUAUAACAUACCAUUGGCCUU